UGCAGGGAUUUAAUUGGUCAACAGGAGAGGGGGAGGGGCUUCUCUUUGCUCGAUUGGCUCUGCGGUGAUGUGAUACAGCUGCAGGAGGAGAGAAGCUGCUGCUGGCUGAGAAGGAGGAUGAGGAGAGGUGAAGAGGAUGAAGAGUUAGUUACUCUGCACUCCGAUCCUAUUAAAACUGCAGAAUUAUAGAAAAAGUGCGAUUCAGCAAUGUUCCCCACUUUUACUGCUCUUUAACUGGAUCAGUUCAGACUUUCAGUACUUUUCUAGUUUGCAUAUGUUUCAUUUCUGAAGGCGGCCACACCGGGAAGAUGUUGCUCAAGUUGUUAAAAUGGACAGUUUGCGUUCUCGGGCUCCUCACGACGAGCAACGCCUCACCUGACGACGCAUCGGUCGACUUCGGGGGAGAGUCCGGUUCCGGGAUGCUGCAAACAGAUGAGGUGAACAUCCUGCAGGAGCUUUCUUUUCAUAUCACAAACAGCAGUAAUGCCUCCAUGACUGUGGGUGAGAGCAAGUGUCCAGUCCUGCAGGUGGGACAGUACUCCACCUUGGCCCUCCCUCUGAGACAGAUCUUCAUCGAUGGGUUUGCAGAUGAGUUCAGUUUGCUGGUACAGUUGCGAAGUCCUCAGAAGGAAGAACGAAGUGUCUUCACUAUGCUCAGCCCCGACAAUCAUGUCAUGCUGCAGCUGCGGAUCAGUGCUCAUGCCAUCAUCUUCAUAGGAACGCAGCAGAGACACUAUGAGUUCCCGGUCAGUGGUUUGUCUGAUGGAAAGUGGCACCAUGUGGCUAUCAGUGUGGCUGCCAAGCGGCUCGCACUCUAUGUGGACUGCUCUCUGCUGGAGAGUGUGGACUGGGUUUACUACGGCAUGGGGAUCAGCACCGACGGCCUGCUCAUGGUUGGAGGAACUAUUGAGAGCUUUGAAACUCCAUUUGAAGGUCAUCUUCAACAGCUGGCCUUCCUGAUGGGAGAUCCAGAUGCUGCCCAGCAGCACUGUAGCCACCACCCACCCCUCUGCAGUGUCACUGCCCUCAAGCCUCCCCGCUUACCACGCACCAACAACCCGCUGCAGAAUAUACUGUUGUCCUCAAAUGACCUGGAGAACCUGCUGGGGGAUCCAAAGGACAAGUCUUUUUUGAGCUUUGGCCGAACUAAUGCGUUCCUGCGACGAGAAAGUUCACGAGGCGAUGGGACGGUCCCUUCUAGACCCAAUCGGAAAGGUUCAGUAGGUCGUGGGGAUGUCCUUUUGGUGGAUGAGGACACUGACUUGUUGGAUACGAUCUUCCAAAAUGGCAGACAAGUGAACCCACGGUUAAAACCUUCCAGAAAUGGACCGAAGGGAAGCCAGAAAGGGAAACCUGAACUAUCAUCUAAAAAUAUGGAGGAAAACAUUACCACAGAGAAGAAAAAAGAUUCUAAUGGGAGGACUUCAUCACUGUUUCCUGGAAAGCCUUCAGAUGAUGUAAUAGACCUGGACAUUGGAGGUUCUCCUAAGAAGCCCUCGCUAGGUUUUCCUGCACCUCCUAAGAUUCCUUCAGAUCCCAGAUCCACCACAGAUUCCAGCAAAGAGACCACAACUAUUUCACCUUUACCUGAUGUCAAGGGGAGCUCCCGCACCACGCAGAGUUCCAUACAGUUUGAUCGUAGACAUGAGCACAAAGGCAGACUACCAGAAAAAGGCCGCCCUGCAACUGUAGCCAUUGUGUCUAGAGAUGGAAACCUGGUUUUGGGCUCAGAUGGCAAAAUGUACCGGCUUCAGAGAGGCCCACCUGGCCGUAUGGGUCCGCCCGGGCUGGAAGGUUGUCCUGGUGAGCCUGGCCUCCCUGGGUUUAAAGGUGAUAAGGGAAAGACAGGCCCUGAAGGGAGACAAGGAAACAAGGGGGAGAGGGGACCUCCUGGACCGCCAGGUUUACCAACCCUCUACCUGUGGAGGAACACUGCUGAGGAAUGGGCUGCAUUCCAGCAAACCAGUUUCUACCAGUUGCUUGCUGCAGGUUGGCCUAGUAGAGAAGGCCCCGCAGGACCACCUGGAGAAAUGGGCAGGCCUGGCAGACAGGGGCCACCUGGUGAACCCGGGGAGCGAGGAAGACCAGGGAUGCCAGGAGAGAUGGGGGAUCGAGGUCCUCGUGGCCCUCCAGGACGAUCCGGGACUGCAGGGCGAGAUGGGGACAAUGGGGAAGAUGGUCAGCCGGGGUCACCUGGUGUUCCCGGAUCACAGGGCCCGUGGGGAUACAGGGGAGAGCGAGGACCUAAAGGGGAAAAAGGUGAUGAGGGUCUUACUGGCCCCAGAGGUCCAAGAGGUGAAAUUGGUGAACCUGGCGAGAAGGGUGGAACUGGUUUACCUGGUCCACAAGGCCCUGUUGGACCCCGCGGGCCUCAGGGAAUCCGAGGUGGCGCUGGGCCAGAGGGACCCCCUGGGCCUGAUGGGGAGAGCGGACUGGAUGGCCUCCCAGGUCUGCCAGGGCCGCCGGGUGCACCAGGUGCUACAGGACGAGUUGGCGCACAAGGAGUUAAUGGCUCAAGGGGGGACAUUGGACCUGCUGGCUGUGUUGGCCCUAAAGGCCCACAGGGGGCUCCAGGUUUCGAGGGACAGAUUGGACCUACGGGACUCAGAGGACCGCAAGGGCAUCUAGGAUUGACGGGUUCUCCUGGCCCCAAAGGAGAUCCUGGGCCUGUGGGGCCUAUGGGGGCCCGGGGGGAUCCCGGCUCAGAGGGACCAAUGGGUGCACCAGGGAGAAAGGGUGAUGUGGGUUUUCCUGGAAGAACGGGUAACAGAGGACCAGACGGGGAAAAGGGUGAUCCAGGAGCUAAAGGCGACAGAGGUAUACAGGGGGCAACAGGCAUUAGCGGUCCUCAGGGAGAGAGGGGCCUCGUUGGAUUCCCAGGUUUCCCAGGAGCCAAAGGCCAGCCCGGCCCUGAAGGCACUGAGGGCAUCGAUGGCGAAACUGGCCUCCAGGGAAAACAGGGCAGCCGUGGGUUAAAGGGAAACAGAGGACCAGAUGGACGUGAUGGCAAACCAGGACCCAGGGGGAACAAGGGUUUGACCGGACAAAGAGGUCAUCCUGGCCAACCAGGCCCACCGGGUUUGCCGGGGCCACCUGGAACAGAGGGAGCAGAAGGAAAGCCUGGUACACAGGGUCCCUCAGGUGCAGCUGGUGUUGCUGGUACUAAAGGACCGAUGGGGUUUCAAGGAAUUCCCGGAGUGAGAGGAACAGAUGGUCCACCAGGUUCUGCGGGGCCAACGGGGAAGUCGGGGCCUCCAGGAUCACCAGGACCCCCAGGAGAAAGGGGUUUCACAGGGAAGCCAGGCUUGGAGGGACCUCAGGGCCCUGUAGGCAUGUAUGGUAUCCCAGGAACUGUGGGAAUGCGCGGGCCUCCAGGUUUGACAGGACAGAGGGGGGAGCCAGGUUUACGAGGAUUACCCGGGCCUGUUGGGAAGCCAGGACCUCCAGGUUUGCAAGGUCCUCCUGGAGAGAAGGGACCCCGGGGACCACAGGGUCGUCCAGGAGAUGACGGGCCCAAUGGGAUACAGGGUCCACAAGGUCCUCCAGGUCUACCAGGUCCUGAUGGGGCAAUUGGAAAACCAGGACCAAUGGGAAGCAAAGGGCCUCCAGGACCUCAGGGACCACAGGGACAAGCAGGAAUCCCAGGUCCGCAGGGUGCUGAUGGAUUAUCAGGGGACUCGGGGGAAAGAGGACCUAAGGGUUUACCUGGAUUACCUGGAGAAGCAGGCCCCAUGGGACGACAAGGACAGCAGGGUCCUCCUGGCCACACAGGAAUCGAGGGCCCACCUGGAAGGAAAGGAGACCAGGGGGAUUUAGGACCUUGUGGGAAACCUGGUCCUAAAGGGCCACCAGGAGAGAGGGGACCUCAGGGGGGGAAAGGACUACAAGGACCACCUGGACCAGUCGGUAAAGAGGGGGAUGUUGGACUUCCCGGUGAAGCUGGAGAUCCUGGACCCAAGGGGGAGAAGGGUGAGCUGGGACCUCUUGGUUUGUCUGGUCGAGAGGGUCCCUGGGGACCCCUCGGAGAAAAUGGUGACAGGGGUCCAAAGGGGGAGAAGGGCAACUUGGGACUGAUGGGUGAACCAGGACUGAUGGGUGAACUAGGCCCUGUGGGUCUGCCUGGGUUACUGGGAAUGACAGGUCCUCCUGGACGUCCAGGUCCCGAUGGACCUCAGGGAGAGAAGGGCGAGCAUGGGCCUGUAGGAAUUACUGGACCGCCGGGUUCAGGAGGCCCUCGGGGGAUAAUGGGGUCACAUGGUGUCAGAGGAGAUCCUGGGAGGCUCGGACCACCUGGUCCAGUAGGACAUGCAGGACCAAAGGGACAUGAGGGAAGUAAAGGAGAACCUGGGGAACUGGGACUCAAGGGAGAGCCAGGACCUCCAGGCCCACCAGGGGAGCCGGGCGAUGAUGGUCUUCCAGGAAUUCAGGGUCCUGGAGCUCUGCCAGGGUUAGAGGGGCCUCCCGGAGAGGUGGGGACCCCAGGGUCUCUCAGGUCCUAUAGGUGUUCCUGGAGUUCAAGGAAGACCGGGACCUGAAGGCAAACAGGGCAUGAAGGGGGAGAAGGGAGAAGAAGGCAAGACUGGUUCACCAGGGAAGAGGGGUCAUGUUGGAAGGAGG
Messenger RNA from Oreochromis niloticus (Nile tilapia), 4617 nucleotides. Its product is annotated as collagen alpha-1(I) chain. Bases 309 to 4535 code for a protein of 1408 amino acids. NCBI's taxonomy places the organism in Eukaryota, Metazoa, Chordata, Actinopteri, Cichliformes, Cichlidae. The transcript is spliced from 54 exons. The record is from RefSeq and is a predicted model, not a curated record.